Aureobasidium subglaciale EXF-2481 is the source of this 5112-nucleotide messenger RNA. RefSeq lists its product as uncharacterized. Gene Ontology annotation, cellular component: kinesin complex; microtubule. NCBI's taxonomy places the organism in Eukaryota, Fungi, Ascomycota, Dothideomycetes, Dothideales, Saccotheciaceae. The record is from RefSeq and is a predicted model, not a curated record. Gene Ontology annotation, biological process: cytoskeleton-dependent intracellular transport; microtubule-based movement. Gene Ontology annotation, molecular function: ATP binding; microtubule motor activity; ATP hydrolysis activity. The coding region runs from base 96 to 5009 and encodes 1637 amino acids. The transcript is spliced from 2 exons.
CAACAAUCUCGCCAUGCCGUCCACCCUUUGGCGCAACCAAUUCUUAUCCUGGUCAUAAUCCCUACGCGACUCACUAAUCUCAUCACACCGCCAACAUGGCGCUGGGCGGUGGAGGCAAUAUCAAGGUGGUGGUGAGAGUGCGCCCUUUCAACAGUAGAGAACUCGACCGUAAGGCACAAUGCAUUGUGCAGAUGAAAGGCGAGCAGACGGUGCUCUCUCCACCGACAAAUACAGCCAACAAGAACGUAAAGGCAGCAAUUGACGGUUCAAAGACAUUCGCUUUCGACAAGAGCUACUGGUCCUUCAACAAGAAAGACGCUAGCUAUGCUGGACAAGACAAUCUGUUUGACGACCUCGGAAAGCCGUUGCUGGACAACGCCUUUGGGGGUUACAACAAUUGCAUCUUCGCCUAUGGCCAGACGGGUUCGGGAAAGUCCUACUCGAUGAUGGGCUACGGUCCGGAGGAGGGUGUCAUCCCCAAGAUUUGCAGAGCUAUGUUUGAGCGUAUCGAGGAAGCUCAACGAGACAGCAAUCUGAACUGCACCGUCGAAGUGUCUUACCUCGAGAUCUACAACGAGCGCGUCCGAGAUCUGCUCAACCCUUCGACAAAGGGAAAUCUCAGAGUCCGCGAACAUCCCUCGACCGGUCCAUACGUUGAAGACCUCGCCAAACUCGUCGUCCGAUCCUUCGCUGAGAUUGAGCAUCUCAUGGAUGAGGGCAACAAAGCCCGUACUGUCGCUGCCACAAACAUGAACGAAACCAGUAGUAGAUCACACGCCGUCUUCACCCUCACAUUGAGUCAGAAACGACAUGACGCGGACACGGGCAUGGACACAGAAAAGGCCGCCAAGAUCUCGCUGGUCGAUUUGGCUGGUUCGGAAAGAGCUCAGUCUACAGGCGCAACAGGCGCAAGACUCAAGGAAGGCGCCGAAAUCAACAGAUCUCUGUCUACACUUGGUCGUGUCAUCGCCGCUUUGGCCGAUCUCUCUAGUGCUAAGCCUGGCGCGAAGAAGAAAAACGCUUCCAUGGUCCCCUAUCGUGACUCGGUCCUCACAUGGCUGUUGAAGGAUUCCUUGGGCGGCAACAGUAUGACUGCCAUGAUUGCUGCUAUCUCACCCGCCGACAUCAACUUCGAUGAGACGCUUUCGACUCUUCGCUACGCAGAUUCGGCCAAGCGCAUCAAGAAUCACGCUGUUGUGAAUGAAGAUGCCAAUGCUCGCAUGAUAAGAGAAUUGAAAGAGGAGCUUGCCCAAUUGCGCUCAAAGUUGACAACUGGUAGUGGGGUAGGUGAAGGUGGCGCCAUCGCGAGCGAGCAGUAUCCGCCAGACACUCCUCUAGAGAAGCAAAUGGUCUCCAUCACACAGACCGAUGGUUCUGUCAAGCAAGUUUCGAAGGCCGAAAUUGUUGAGCAGCUGGAUCAGUCCGAAAAACUUUACCAGGACUUGAACCAGACCUGGGAGCAGAAGCUACAAAAGACGGAGCUGAUCCAUAAAGAACGAGAAGCCGCCCUGGAAGAGCUUGGCAUCAGUAUUGAGAAAGGCUUCGUCGGUUUGUCAACGCCAAAGAAGAUGCCACAUCUUGUCAAUUUGAGUGACGACCCGCUGCUAGCUGAGUGUCUAGUCUACAACCUUAAGCCUGGCACGACGACUGUUGGCAAUGUGGAUACAGCAAAGACAGCAGAAAUCAGACUCAAUGGUUCCAAGAUCUUGCAUGAGCACUGCACGUUCGAGAACGAGGAUGACGUAGUCACUGUCGCCCCGAGGGAGAAUGCGGCUGUUAUGGUCAAUGGUCAGCGUGUUGACCAGCCUAAGAGACUGCGUAGUGGCUACCGCAUCAUUUUGGGCGACUUUCACAUCUUUCGUUUCAAUCAUCCACAGGAAGCUAGAGCGGAAAGGGCGGAAGCAGGAAGUCGACUGAAACAAUCAAUAACAGCGGAUGAGAUCGGUGACCCCUCAUCACCCUCGCCUUCCGUCAGCCAUAGUCACGAUCGCUCGUGGAGCAAUGUCAGUAGGCUGAAUCCUGACUAUGACAUGGACUCACGAGGCAAUUCACCAAUGCCCAUGCGCAGUCUGAGUGGUCGCGAAAAUGACUACGAUCUCGCGCGACGAGAGGCAGUAUCGUCAAUGCUCGGCUCAGAUCAGAAGAUUUCAGCUCUUACAGACGACGAGUUGGACAAUCUAUUUGACGACUUGCAGAAAGUCAGAGCUGUUAGAAGAGGUAGACCGGAAAGCCGGCUGUUUGACCUGAACGAGGAUGAUUCUGACUCGGUCAGCUCAUUCCCUGUCCGAGAGAAAUAUUUGUCCAACGGGACGCUGGAAAACUUCUCGCUCGACACUGCUCUGACGAUGCCGUCAACGCCGCAAGACGACGAAGAGGAUGAUACACUACGUGCAGCGAAGGAGGGCUUGCAGCGGGAACUCGAACGACAAAAGGAAGAAUACCAGGCACAGAUUCAGUCCGCUCAAGAAAUGAACGUCGAGGUGGAGACAAUACGUGCCGAAAAGACCAGAAUGGAAGAAAACCUUAGAGCCGUCAAGGAAGACAUGGAGAAACGACUCCAAGCACAAAAGGACGAAUACGACCGCCAAUUGAACGAGCUACGGAAUACGACCGCGCCUCCUAUUGAUCGGAAAACCGGUCUGACGGAGAAGCAGCUCUCUCUUGUCAAGUCGUGUAUUCAACACUGGCGUCAGCAAAGAUACGUCGCUAUGGCUGCUGCGCUUCUGCAGAACGCGGCAACUCUGAAGGAAGCCCAAGUCAUGAGUCAGCAGAUGGACAAGAACGUUGUCUUCCAGUUCACCGUUGCCGACGAGGGACACACCUAUGGAUCAUCCUAUGAUUUGGUGUUGAGCGACAUCACUGCUGACGAUGACAUGGCAUUGCACAGUUCUCGCAAGCCUUGCACUGCCGUCCGAGUCAUUGAUUUUAAACACAACGUUGUAUAUCUGUGGUCAUUACACAAGCUACGCGCUCGUGUGCGUUUGAUGCGCCAGGUUUUCCAAUACAUGGAUCGGCCAGAAUAUAUUAAGCAUUUCCGUCUGGACAAUCCAUUCUCGGAAUCAUGUCUACCACAGUACACCAGAAUCGGAGAUGCUGACAUCUCCUUGGCUGCCGUGUUCGAGUGUCGAGUUCAAGAUUUCACUCUCGAUGUAUACUCACCGUAUACUAAUACAAUGGUUGGCAUCGUCCGGUUGUCUCUCGAGCCGUCGUCAGCCGAGGCACCCUCGUCAACAUUGAAGUUUAAUGUGGUGAUGCACGACUUUGUGGGCUUCUCGGAGCAAGAAGGAACCGAGGUGCAUGCACAGCUCUUCUUCCCUGGUAUAUCUGAGGAGGAUGGCGCAUCCACAACGCAGAUACUUUCAGACUUCGACGAGGGUCCAGUACGAUUCGACAGCGUCCACAGUAUGAGUCUUCCACUCGCAAGUCCACGCGACUCGUGUCUCAGAGUGUCAGUGUUUGCCAGAGUUACCGGCACUCACUUGGACAAGCUACUCAGCUGGGAUGAUAUGCGCGAUUCCGCAGCUCGGCCUCAACUCAAGCGCAACAACUCCCGGAUAGCAGAGCAUGAAUACUACAACGAAGAAGGUCAUGAUGUCUUCGCGCGUAUCCAGGUACUCGAAAUUGGAGAAGACGGCUCCUAUAAGCCUGUCGAGGUUAUCCAGAGGAAUAUUAUGGAUCCUGGCGUUUAUCAGCUUCACCAAGGACUCCAACGUCGACUUUCGCUCAACCUGAUACAUACAUCAGGUAACAUUCUUCCACUUCAGGAUGUAACAUCGUUGCGAAUCGGCAACGUUCACCUAAUAGAUCCAUCAGGCAAGGUGCCAGAUCUAAGUUCACAGCAGAGUGACGUGACACUAACUCCUGCAUCGCCUCCGGUGAUUCGCACAAACUCUGAUGGUACAACUAACAUUCACAUCAUCACUCACUGGGACUCGAGCUCUCAUGAAUCCUUGCUACUCGACAGGCCAACAGCAGAUGGCUACUGUGUCAAACUCUCCUUCGCUUGGACUAUGGUGUCGCCCAAACUUGCAGAGCCGAUAGAGUUCACUACAGAUUUGGCUGUGCAGAUGAGAGGACGGUCCUUCAUGCGCCAAACAUCACUGUUCUCGUCGCUUUUCAGUUCGUCACGUAUUGUUCGUUCAACCAGCGGCACCUUCUCCGUCACGGUCAAGCCAAUACCCUCUAAGCGGGCAGGCGAUCUGUGGCGACUCAGCACAUCAAACACGCACAUCAAAGGCGAAGAGCUACUCCAAGGUUGGUCGCCUCGAGGAGUUUCAUUGAUACACGACUUUAUCGACAGCCGAUCGAGUAAGCGAAAGAUGGCCGAGGUUGACGCCGCACGAGGUGCAUUAAGCUCUCACAACCUCUCUCUGGACGCAUCGGACAGAAGAGCGCCAGAGACGCCAGACGAGCGACAGAGUCACCUAGUGAAGAAGAUACUUGCUCUGUGGAAGGCCGACCUAGCCAUUGGCAAAAAGAUUCUUACGGAAGAAAACACAGACUCGCCUCGCAAAGGCGCUGCAUUUGCCUCUUCGAUAAACGGCACAGGUAUGCCUCUGUCACUUGCGACAGUCCAUUUCAUAUCGAAGAAUCCAUCACUACUCAAAUCGGGGUACCUCCUGACUCCUGAUCCAUCCGCCCGCACGCCUUCACGCUGGAUCCGUCGCUACGUCGAGCUUCGUCAACCCUAUUUGCAUAUCCACUCAGCCACUGCAACGGAACACGAAGAAAUCGGUGCCAUUAAUCUAAGCUCUUCUCGCGUCGAUGCAGCACCUCAAAUCGCGAAGCUGUUGAGACGUGAUGGAGGCACACUCACGGCUGUUGGUAGACACGGCGUCCCGGCAGUCGCGGCUCCGGAGAAUGUGUUUGCCGUGUAUGGGAGUACCAAAGCAUGGGUAUUUGCUGCAAGAACUGAGAGAGACAAGAGCGAAUGGAUCUUUGCGAUUGACAGAAGCUAUUUUGGCCCUGAAGGGUUUGAGGAUGACGGGGACGAAGACGAAGGAUACUGAACCAAGGGCAAGGUUGGAUAGCAAGCUUGCCUCAGAUUUUGAAACGGCGGCACUUGAAGUUGCAGGAUGGCAAUGUGUUGUUUGACUUUUGUACGAGAUACCC